Molecule: messenger RNA, 339 nt
Organism: Trypanosoma rangeli
Lineage: Eukaryota; Euglenozoa; Kinetoplastea; Trypanosomatida; Trypanosomatidae
Exons: 1
Coding region: 1-339 (112 amino acids)
Source: RefSeq, a predicted model, not a curated record
AUGCGACGCGAGGCCGGCGUGCCCCCGCCACCCCCGAUGGAGGGCUGGACGGCGUGCCACGAUGCGGCUACGAAUCUCGCCGUCUUUGGGCGCUCCACCGACGCCGCGACGCGCACUGUCCACGUGGUGGCCCACAGUCCUAUUGCGAUGGCGAACCCGCCCAAAAUGAACGCUCUGUUGUACUGCGUUGACUGGUUUCCGGUGGAGGUGCUCGUGGCCCGCAAUGGCGUCAUUGUACACUUAUCGAUGGCCUCCAACGAGGGCGGCAUGCACAUGCGCAACGUGCGGGCCUACACGGAGGCACUGAAGAUGUUCGAUACCACCGACGGUGCGGUGUGA